ACGAAACGUGCUAUGGGCACGCGGUGUGGGCAGUGGUGUUUAGGGUGGGUUGGAGAGGGGAGAUGCUAGAAACAGGGGCUGGGGCAAUGUGCUCCAGCACUGAUCCCAGGAGGAGGGGAGCUCGGAUGUGGGUGGUGAUCAUCGUCGGGAUGCAGAGGACAGGUGGAUGCGAGUGCAGAGGGAGAUCAAGGAGAGGGGAAAGGGGAGCCAGGCCAGGUGCCUGCAGAAAUAGCACCAAUAAAGAGAACAGGGUGCCCCAGGAGACUUUUGUCUGGCCAAUGUUGAGGUAAUGGGAAGACAUUUAAAUUGUCCAGCAGGCAGUUGAGAACAAGAGAUUCAGUCAUUUGUGUAGAGGUGGGGCUAGAAGAUUAGAUUUCGAAAAACAGUGUGGGAUGAAGGAAGCAGGUGGUUUGAAUCUUUUCCACACUGCGGGGACUGAAAGGGGAAGUGGAGGCUGGAGGAGGCACCAGAAGAGCAGUGUCUGCAGAAUGCUGGAGGCAAAGCAGCUUGCAGGGUGCUAAUGCACCGAGCGGGUAGGAAGGGGAGGGGAGGAAAUGGGAGCUGUAGGGAGUGGGAGCAGUGAGAUGGGGAAAGCGAAACACGUUUGGAGGAAGAACGGCAAGGUUAACAUGCAAGGGGGCGGGGGUCGGAUUGCUGAGUGCCCAGCACUCAUGCCUUCUCUCCCCACACCUUGUCCCUGCUCCAGCUCCAACUACCCAGCGCAGGAUCCCCGCCACCUCCACUUUUCUUGCCCACGGAUCCUCCAAUGGUCUGGCUUCUGGCCAAAUGCUGGGUGCGCAGCUCUGACUUCCAGCUCCAUGAGCUGCAGUCUCAUCUUCUGAGGGGACACUUGAUGGCUGAGGUCAUUGCUGUGGCCACCAUGAGGUGCCUGCCAUCCAUACAUCCUAUCUUCAAGCUUAUCAUUCCUCACCUGCGAUACACCCUGGAAAUUAACGUCCGGGCCAGGACUGGGCUGGUCUCUGACAUGGGAAUUUUUGACCAGGUGGUGAGCACUGGUGGGGGAGGCCACGUGGAGCUGCUCAAGCGAGCUGGAGGCUUUCUAACCUAUAGCUCCUUCUGUCCCCCUGAUGACUUGGCUGACCGGGGGCUCCUGGGAGUGAAGUCUUCCUUCUAUGCCCAAGAUGCACUGCGGCUCUGGGAAAUCAUCUUUCGGUAUGUGGAAGGAAUCGUGAGUCUCCACUAUAAGACAGACGUGGCUGUGAAAGAUGACCCAGAGCUGCAGACCUGGUGUCGAGAGAUCACUGAAAUCGGGCUGCAAGGGGGCCAGGACCGAGGGUUUCCUGUCUCUUUACAGUCUCGGGAUCAGGUUUGCCGCUUUGUCACCAUGUGUAUCUUCACCUGCACCGGCCAACACUCUUCUGUGCAUCUGGGCCAGCUGGACUGGUACGCUUGGGUCCCUAAUGCACCCUGCACGAUGCGGCUGCCCCCGCCGACCACCAAGGAUGCAACACUGGAGACAGUGAUGGCAACGCUGCCCAACUUCCAUCAGGCGUCUCUCCAGAUGUCCAUGACUUGGCAGCUGGGCAGACGCCAGCCCAUUAUGGUGGCUGUGGGCCAGCAUGAGGAGGAGUAUUUUUCGGGCCCUGAGCCUAAGGCUGUGCUGAAGAAGUUCAGGGAGGAGCUGGCUGCCCUGGAUAAGGAAAUCGAGAACCGGAAUGCAAAGCUGGACAUGCCGUACGAGUACCUGCGGCCCAGCCUGGUGGAAAACAGUGUGGCCAUCUGAGCGCCGCCAGCCUUUGGUUACUUCAGCCCCCCUCACCCAAGCCACAAGCUGACCCCUUGGUGGUUACAGUCCUGCCCUCCCAAGCCCCACACUCUUCCCAUGUCCCACCCUCCCGCAAGGGGCACCUUUUCAUGGUCUCUGCACCCAGUGAACACAUUUUACUCUAGAGGCAUCACCUGGGGCCUUACUCCUUUUUCCUUCCUCCUUCCUUUCCUAUCUUCCUUCCUCCCUCUCUUCCUCGUUCUUCAUUGAGAUCUAUAGGGUAAAUAGCCACAAUUAUAUAAACCAUUUCAAGGCUAGAAUAGGGGGAUAAUACGUAUUACUCCACACCUUUUAUGAAUCAAAUAUGAUUUUGUUGUUGUUAAGACAGAGUCUCACUUUGACACCCAGGCUGGAGUGCAGUGGCACCAUCACCAUGGCUCAUUGCAGUCUCAGCCUCCUGGGCUCAAAUGAUCCUCCCUCCUCAGCCUCCCGAGUAGCUGAAACUAUAGGCUCAUGCCAUCGUGCCCAGAUAAUUUUUUAAAAUUUUUUAUAGAGAUGGGUCCUCACUAUAUUUCCUAAGCUGGAAAUAGGAUUUUGAACCCAAAUUGAGUUUAACAAUAACAAAAAGUUAUUUUACACUAAAGAUGGAAAAGAACUAGGACUAAAGUAUUUUAAAUAAAAUAUUGGCAAAAGAA
Molecule: messenger RNA, 2421 nt
Organism: Cercocebus atys (sooty mangabey)
Lineage: Eukaryota; Metazoa; Chordata; Mammalia; Primates; Cercopithecidae
Gene: ALOX15
Product: arachidonate 15-lipoxygenase
Exons: 7
Coding region: 767-1744 (325 amino acids)
Biological process (GO): lipid oxidation; linoleic acid metabolic process
Cellular component (GO): plasma membrane; cytosol
Molecular function (GO): arachidonate 15-lipoxygenase activity; iron ion binding; arachidonate 12(S)-lipoxygenase activity
Source: RefSeq, a predicted model, not a curated record